GAGUGAGCUGCGGUCAGCGAACACCUAUUCUACUGGUCACCAUAAUGGGGCUCAUUCCACGCUUGCUUUGCCUAUUAGGCGGGCUGCUCCCUGCCAUUGUCUCUGGGGCUACAGCGCCUACACCCUUCUUCCCCGAGUUGGAUGAUUUCUAUAAGCCGAAGCAAGGAUUCUGGGAGGAGCUGGAUCCCGGAUCGAUUAUAGAUUGGCGGCGAGUGUACGUGAAUUCGCUCUCGUAUGGCAUCCCAUCCAAUGCCACGGCAUACCAAUUACUUUACGUCACAAGGGACUUGAACGAAAAGAAAACUCACUCGGUCACGACGAUAAUUGUUCCACACAAUGCACAGAAAGGCUGGCUCCUCUCGGUCCAGCCCGCCUAUGACUCUCCGGACAUCAAUUGCUCGCCCUCUUAUGGGCUCCAAGUGGGCGCGGUCGGCCCCGCCCUGUCCUGGAACAUGAUGGAUCUAUCGUUCGUGCUACCCUUCGUGAAUAAACACGGUCCGAUCUUGAACAUCCCCGAUUACGAGGGCUGGAACGCUGCGUUCACGGUCGGCCCGCAAACUGCUUAUCACACACUCGACUCAAUUCGCGCGGCAUUUAACUUCCAGAAGGAAUACGGCCUCACUGGUCUCAAGCCCGACGCCAGAACGGUUAUGUACGGAUUUUCCGGUGGCGCGUAUGCUACCGAAUGGGCCUCCGAGCUACAACCCACGUACGCACCGGAACUCACCCAGAUCGUAGGCGCUGCCAUGGGUGGUCCUCCACCCAAUAUUACCGAUACCUAUCUGGGCUGCAAUGAGGGACCAUGGGCAGAGCUGAACGUAUGGGCCAUGCUGGGCGUAAUGAACGCCGUCCCGGAGGUGAAGAAAUACAUGGACAACGACUUACUCGAGGAGCAUCGCGAGAGGUUCUAUGGGCCCAAGACGCGCUGCAGUCGCUGCUUGGGCAGAGAGCCGGCUCAUGAACCCCUUGAGUACCAAAAUAUCUCAUCCUACUUUGAACACGGCCACAGCUUCUUGUCCAGGUUCCGCAGAGACCUGACGGACAUUGGUGUUAUGGGGAGGCAUGGAGCUCCUGCCUAUCCGAUGUAUAUUUUCCAGGGAACCAAUGACGAGAUUGUGGGUGAUAUCGACGUUACGAAUAAACUUGUGUGUAAUCUCUGUGAUAAGGGCACUGUGGUUCAAUACCAUCAACAUCCUGGGCUCAACCAUAUGCAAACCCUGCAGCAGGGGAACUUGGACGCUUGGAGAUGGAUUCUCAAUCGCUUCCUUGGUGUUCCCCCAACUGGGUGUCGCGAAAAAGACUUGAACCCUCCAAUUGGUGGAGCGUGCAACGACCUGAAGAGAGUCGAAGAUGAUUUAAUGACAGAUGAUGGCUCAGAUGCACAGAUUCCUCUACGGGCAGAGUUGAAAUGA
Aspergillus pseudotamarii is the source of this 1412-nucleotide messenger RNA. Its product is annotated as secretory lipase-domain-containing protein. Gene Ontology annotation, biological process: lipid catabolic process. Bases 45 to 1412 code for a protein of 455 amino acids. The transcript has a single exon. Gene Ontology annotation, molecular function: triacylglycerol lipase activity. The record is from RefSeq and is a predicted model, not a curated record. Lineage: Eukaryota; Fungi; Ascomycota; Eurotiomycetes; Eurotiales; Aspergillaceae.